UAUUUGAGUUGUCAAAUUCAAGACCACAAACGGAUUAUCUUAUGUUUUCUUUCAGAAGUUUUGGAUUUUUGGUUCUUGUAUUUGUGAUCCAUUUUGAGUUGAUUUUACACAUGGAGGGUUGAAUUUUGUUCUGUUUUGCCCAGUUGUGGGACUAUUACGGAGGGCGGGGCUUUCCCCGUCGUACUACGGACCCCAGCAUACACUGCGCGGGCCAACACGCCGGAGAGGGGAAAUCCGGGCAGGCCUGGGGGUGUGGCUGCGUGGAAAGGCUGAGUUACAGACUAGUUCUGAGAACGCUUGCUACCACCGUUUGUGAAGGCGGUAGGCCCCGCGAGGGCCUAGCAGGCGGAAGGGCCUGCCACGCGACUUCCCAGCUCAGACAUGCCACACCUUCUGACUGUUCUGGUCGGUCGGGACACUUUUCUUACCCAAGUUUCCCGCGGAAACGACUCUUGAAGAGGACCAAUCACAGCAGAGAGUUUUGCUGGGCGGGCCAACCAGAGGCGAGGGUGGGAGCCGCGCCACUGGAGAGCUCCGGAUUUGUGCUGGAAAGGGUGGACAGCCUUUGUAGGGAUCUCGAAGGGAGCCCGAAAGGGUGCGGAAGUGUAGGGGUUCACCCUCCUCGACUAUGGCCCACCAGUCUUUCCUGGGCUCCCCAGAGGCUCGCGCCAGCUGCCUGGACCUGUGGAAGGAAAAGAACGACCGGCUCGUUCGACAGGCCAAGGUGGCUCAGGACUCUGGUGUGUCUCUGAGGCGACACAAGUUGGUUCAAGACACACUGGAGGGACUCAGGGAGCUCCUCCACAUUCUGCAUGGACUUCCUGCAGCUGUCCCUGUUCUCCCCUUGGAGCUGAUUGUCACCUGUAACUUCAUUAUCCUGAAGGUGAGCCUAGCCCAGGGUUUCACUGAAGACCAGACCCAGGAUAUACAACGGGGCCUAGAAAGAGUGCUAGAGACCCAGGAGCAGUUGGGGCCCAGGCCAGAACAAGGGAUCAGGAAGUUGUGGGAGUCUGUCCUCCGUGCUUCCUCCCUUCUGCCUGAGCUACUGUGUGCCCUGCACCACCUGGCUGGCCUGCAGGCUGCCCUUUGGCUGAGCAUUGACCGUCUUGAAGACCUGGCCUUGCUGUUGCAGACUCUGAAUGGCAACCAGAAUGGGGCCUCUAAGGAUCUGCUGCUACUUCUAAAAACUUGGAACCCUCCAGCUGAGGAAUCAGAUGCCCCAUUGACCCUGCAGAAUGCCCGGGGUUUGAGGGAUAUCCUUUUGACAGCAUUUGCCUACCGUCAAGGCCUCCAGGAGCUGAUUUCAGGGAGCCUACCAAGGGCAUUGAGCAGCCUGCAUGAAGCAGCCUCAGGUCUGUGUCCACGACCUCUCUUGGUUCAGGUGUAUACAGCAUUAGGAUCCUGUCUUCGUAAGAUGGGAAAUCCACAGAGAGCUUUGCUGUACUUGAUUGCAGCCCUGAAAGGGGGAUCAGCCUGGGGUCUUCCACUUCUGGAGGCUUCCAGAUUAUAUCGGCAAUUGGGGGAUACAGCUGCAGAGCUGGAGAGUCUGGAGCUGCUGGUUGAGGCCUUGAGUGCCACCCGUAGCUCUGAAGUUCCACAGCUUCUCAUUGACGUAGAAUUGCUACUCCCACGACCUGACCCAGCCUCUCCCCUUUACUGUGGCACACAGAGCCAAGCCAAGCACCUGUUAGCAAGCCGAUGCCUACAGAUGGGGAGGGCAGAAGAUGCUGCAGAGCAUUACUUGGACCUGCUGGCCCUGUUGCUGGAUGGCUCAGAUCCACGGUUCUGCCCACCAACCUGCUCCCCAGGACCUUGCAUGCCUGAGGUGUUCUUGGAGGCGGCAGCAGCACUGAUCCAGGCAGGCCGAGCCCAAGAUGCUUUGACUGUAUGUGAGGAGCUGCUUACCCGCACAUCUUCUCUGCUUCCCAAGAUGCUUCAGCCAUGGGAAGAUGCAAGAAAAGGAACCAAGGAACUGCCAUCCUGCCCACUCUGGGUCUCUGCUGUUUACCUGCUUCAGGGCCGGGCCUGGGUACAACUGAGGGCCCCAAAAGAGGCAAUUAGUGAAUUUAGCCGGUGCCUUGAGUUGCUCUUCCGGGCCAUACCUGGGGACAAAGAACAAGGGGCAGCUUCCAACUGUGAGCAGAAGUGUAGGUCAGAUAUGGUAGUGCAACAUCUUCGGGCAGCUGCCCUGAUCAGUCGUGGACUGGAGUGGGCAGCCAAUGGCCAAGAUAACAAAGCUCUACAGGACUUCCUCCUCAGUGUGCAGAUGUGCCCAGGUAAUAGAGAUGCUUCCUUUCACCUGCUUCAGACUCUAAGGAGGCUGGAUAGGAAGGAUGAGGCCGCUGCUUUCUGUUGGAGGCUACAGGCCCAAACUCAACUGCCACAGAAGGAAGCUACCUGGUCUCUCCCUCUGUACUUAGAAAUCUAUUUGAGCUGGAUCCAUUCCCCUGACUGUGAAACCUUCCUUGAAGAGUUUCAGACAUCUCUGCAGGAGCCUCACAACCUGUAGCUGCUAUGUUUCCAAGAGCCUGAGCUGAGGGCCCAGUGAAUCAUCUCUGUGAGGAGGGCCUCCCCGCCUCCCCUUGCUUUACCCUCCUUGGGUGAUGUGACUGGAGCUGAUCAUUCCUAUGUAACUCUUGUACUGGUGAAGUUGGUGGCAGUCCUGUGUGGUUUGGGAUACUCCUUCCUUCUGGAGGAAGUAUUCCCUGCUACCAACAAGUCAUUGACUUUGCUUGUAGCAUCUGUUUUUCCUGUUUCCCCUUUUCUUGUGUUGAGUAAAAAUGCAUAUAUAUAUAUAUAUAUAUAUAUAUAUAUAUAUAUAUGAAUAUAUAUCUUGUCUGCCUAGUACAUAUACUUGGAUGGGAAAGCUUUGGUGUGCUUAGUUGAGUGCUGGUUGUCAAAAGAACCCUCUCCCAAUAUUGACUGCCUGUGCUCCCCCCCCUUUUAUUUGUUGGUGUGUGUGUGUGUGUGUGUGUGUGUCGGGGGGUGCUAGCGAUUGAAUCCAGGCCUUGUAUAUGAACUCCCAUCCUCUCAACAUCAUCUGUCUUAUGAGCUGGAGGCCCAGCUAUGAUGGAAAGACUACACUAAUCCUCAUUCAGUGCCUUAGUCCUUUACAGACCCAAAGCCCAAAUCCUGUGCUAGGUGACAGGAGUUAGGUAUGGAGGGUGACCUAGACAGGCUUUUCAAGUUAAUGGCAGGUUCUUAAUACUGAGGAGGGACAACCAGAUCUCUGAGUCUAUCAAUGACUCCUCACCUACUUCCUAAUUCUAAAUUCUAGAAACUGAACUCAUUUCAGUCAAACUUGUCUGUGUGGAUGGGGGGGUGAAGUGUGAUUUGAGUCAGCAAGCCCCAAAGAACCCUAUUGACGCCAGUCAGGGCCAACUGUCAUUGUAACUGAGGGACUCCUAAUUCCAGUAUGUAAUUUUCUUGCUGCCUUGGAUGAUAUUGGCUCUGCUUUGUGUUCUGUGGCUGCCUUUUGACCUCUUUGGACUCUGAAUGUGCUCUCCUACAGGCAUCUAUAUUAAUACUCUAUGGUAAGGGAAGCACCCGUCCCUUAAGCACUAGGAAACGGUAAAACUCGUGGGAUUAACUUGGGGAGGGUGCAAUGACAAUGGGGUAGCCCGGAUGAAAAGCUGGGGUGCUAGUCAAAAGAGCCAGAGUAGGGGUUGCUGGUGCCAGUAUUUUGUUUUUGUUUUUGGUGCUCGGGAUUGAAUUCAGGGGCACUUAAGGACUAAGUCACAUCCCCAUCCCUUUUUAUUUAUUUAUUUUUAUAUUUUUACUUUGAGACUGUCCACAUUGCUUAGGACUUCACUAAGUUGCUGAGGCUGGUUUUGAACUUGCCAUCCUCGUGCCUCAGUUUUCCAAAUUGCUGGGCAUGUGCCAUGGCACCUGGCUUGGUGCCAGUGUUUUAAAGAAUCAAGAAGUGUUUGUGUGGUGAUGGAAUAAAAGGAUCCCCAGGUUUGUGGAGAAA
Marmota monax (woodchuck) is the source of this 3970-nucleotide messenger RNA. RefSeq names its product FA complementation group G (gene Fancg). Gene Ontology annotation, biological process: interstrand cross-link repair. The transcript is spliced from 15 exons. Gene Ontology annotation, molecular function: protein binding. The record is from RefSeq and is a predicted model, not a curated record. NCBI's taxonomy places the organism in Eukaryota, Metazoa, Chordata, Mammalia, Rodentia, Sciuridae. Gene Ontology annotation, cellular component: Fanconi anaemia nuclear complex. The coding region runs from base 629 to 2509 and encodes 626 amino acids.